AUGUUUCCUCCCUCCUGCCUGCCCCCACAACCUUGCGAGGUGGGCCAGCUAAGAACAGCGAGGGUGCUUCAGCCCUCUGGAGAUGCCAAGAACAAGAGAGAUUUCUGCCAGGAAGGGGAUCGGCAACUAACCAACGGUGAAUUCCCACCGGCCACUGCCUUCUAUGUAGCUGGAUUCCUUCACUGCGCCCCCCUGGCUGUCAAAAAGGUGGCGGCCCUCGAUAAGGGCUUCCAGGCCAAGGUGGUCGCCAUAUUGGAGAGGUGGUGCCAAGGCGAAAGCCCCAUUCCCAAGAUUGAGCCCCAUCACUUUGAUCCUCCGUCGCUCAACGUUGCAACAGCGGCCGCUCUCCUCUCGGCCUUCGACCCCCACAACGCGGCCGCCUUGCCCUUCAGAAUGGAAGCCUUGCUCCAGGAGGGCCACCAUCACACCGUGGCCAGCCAGUGCGAAUCUCUGCUCGGGGCCCACCGUUGCGUGGAGCUGGUUCUCACCCACGCUUUGGCCCUGGUGCUGUCCCCAACGCGCUCCCGAGACGGGGUCGCUGAGUACCUCCGGACAUUUGCGGCCGGCCGGAACGAGACAGUGACGUUCGUGAGCUGUCAACAGAGGAGAUACUUGGAGAAGAUCAUCUGGGCCUGCUUGGACUGCCUCUCGCUUUGGGACAAGGGUGACAAGGAGCCACUCGGCUGGAAAGACCUUUGCUGUGACUUCCUGGCCACCAUCGCCCCCGAGGACAUCCGGGUCUGCCAAAUUCAGGCGACGCGUCUUCUUGAGAGACACCGGUACGAGGACUGUGUGUCUGUCUCCAGCAGGGCCUUAGAGGUCUUCCCACCCAGCGGUUCACCGGGGGAUGAAGAGACCUCGAGUCUUCUCAUGCACCGAGCAGCAGCCUUCUUUGCUAUCGGUGGCCACAUGCCGGAGAUGCUGAGGGACCUGGUAACCGCCUUUGAGGCUAGCCCCAGGCUGGCCAGGACCCGCUUUGAAGCCCUCUUCUCUCCUGGAGAGGCUGAGAGGGUGGAGAAGCAUGCCCGGGCCACCCUGGAGGGGGACUUUGCAGCUUACAGAGAAGCCGUACGCGUGAGGGCCGAAGUCCGGAGCAACGACGGCCGGGAGCUGCUUGCUCCGGUGCUCCGCGUGCUCCGCUUCCUUGUCCAGAUCUCCCCGGGGGCCCUGCGGGAACUCAACGUCCACCUCGCCAAUUGCUAUCUCUUAGAAGGCAACUUCAGGGCCUCCUUGGAAGUUUGCAACUGUCUUCUGGACUCUGCAGAAACCACGUAUCGUAACACCCUCCUCGCCCAGCGAGGGUUUUGCCACCUCCAUGCCAACUGCUGCCCAGAGGCCCUCCGGGAUUUCCAAGCAGUGGUCGAAGACGGCACUCCGCACCCGAGCAGUUGCGUGAAGGCCCUGUGCGGGCGCGGCCUGAUCCGAGCGUGGGGGGGAGACCCGUACCUCACCGCCUUGGAUUACCUCACCGCCUGCAGACUCAGGUUCGAAGAAACCGGCUUCGUGAUCAAGGCCUACGUCCCUUGGAACCAAAGAGGGUUUCUCUUGGUCAGCCUUCAAGAGCAAGUCCAGAAGAUGCUGGAGAGAAAGGAGAGACUCAGUUCUGGGGCCCGACUGGAGAAAUCAGGACGGCCGGGUGGCCCCCAGAAGGAAGGGGAUGCCUUUGGGAUCCACCAGCUUGCUUCUCUGCUCUUGCAGCUGGACAGUUCUGAUGAGGUGUCCCGGCUGCUGUGUGCCGACGCUUUGUACCAAAUGGGUCGCCUUGAAGAGGCCCGCAAGAGCCUUUUGGUGGCUCUUUCAAAGGGCUCUGAGGAAUCCCCCAUUUUGGCCAGGCUGGCCCUCCUUCAGCUGAAAAAGGGCUGUGUCUAUGACUGCAAUCAGCACCUGAAGAAAAUGAUUCAGGCCGGCGAGAUGUCCUGCCUCCAGGGGUAUGUGAAGGUCUUAAAAGAAGACGAUCGAGUCCUGCUGAAAACCCACUGCCACACCAGGGCUGUGGCGGUCCUGCAAAAUAAGCAAGGGGAGGCUUAUCUGAAGGAGGCCAUUGCCUACCUCUCCUUGGCCAUCACCGCGGCGGGGGAUAAUGCUGUGGAUUCCCUUCUGGUGCGUGCGCGUUGUUAUGGGCUCCUGGGACAGAAAAAAACAGCAAUAUUUGAUUUCAAGGCCAUCUUAAAAGAAGACCCGAGAAACACCCAGGCUCUCUGUGGAAAAGGGUUCGUUCACCUGGCCCUGGACCAGAAGAAGGAGUCCACGCAAGAUCUGAUCGCAGCUCUCCAAGGGGAUCCAGCCUCAGCCUUAGCAGAAAUCCGCUCUCUAAAGCCAGAUGCUCAAGUCCGGAUCCGCUCUUGGCUGCUGGAACACUGCAGGGCUGUUUUGAAGGACUUUGGCAGUAGCCAAGACCCAUCAGAGACACUGGAGGAGGCCUCCCAAGUGGGGGAGUUGCUUGUGGAAAUGGACAAUAAGGACAGCGAAGCUCACAUCCUCUGUGUCGACCUUCUGAUUGCAAGGGGCAGAGCCGAGGCCGCCCUGUCAUAUCUCCAGAGGACAUUUGGACAAAGCGAACCAAAUGAUGCUGUCAACUCUCGGCUGGGAAUUCUGCAGGCCAUGUUGGGCAACUUAAAUGCGGUCCAUGUUCUGGCCUCCUUAGCAGCAAAGGGCUGCCAAAAAUUAGAGCACCUGAUGGGGUUUUUAGAUGCCAGCCAGCGGAUAAACCUUGCUCAGGUGGCAGCCAGAGAAGCAAGGGCAAUGAUGGAAGAGCAGUGUCGUGUAGCAGCUGUGAAAUACCUCACCUUGGCUAUUUUGGCAAGCAACAGUAAUCCACAGUAUCUUCGCCAGCGUGCUGCCUGCUGGGCCCACCUGGAAGACUACAGGAACGCUCUGGAAGAUAUCCAGAAGGUAGUGCAAAAACACGGCACAAACAGCGUGAAAACUCAAGUUGGUGACUUCUGCUCCUGGGCGUACAUGCUCUUGUCCGUCUCAGACGACGAACUGGCAGUAAAGCAAUAUAUUAAUGCCCUACAGCUGGAAAAGUCCCUGGCCCUGAGCCACAUCCUUACCGAUCGCAGGAGGGAUGAGCUGUCCAAGGCGUUCCUACGAACCGCCCAGUCUUAUUUCGCAGCAGACCGUUACGAAGAAGCGUGGACGACUGCAAAAUUUGGCCUCCUCGUUGAUCAGAAGAAUCCUGAACUUAAAAAACUAAAGGCGAGAAUUAAACGGCAGGCGUCAGGUUGCAAAGUUCAGUAAUGUAUUUGUGGCUGGCUUUGUGCAUUUCCC
Molecule: messenger RNA, 3270 nt
Organism: Candoia aspera
Lineage: Eukaryota; Metazoa; Chordata; Lepidosauria; Squamata; Candoiidae
Gene: TTC34
Product: tetratricopeptide repeat domain 34
Exons: 8
Coding region: 1-3240 (1079 amino acids)
Molecular function (GO): protein binding
Source: RefSeq, a predicted model, not a curated record